GUGAUCUACUGCCCCAAGUCCAUCCAGCUCGUGUGCCUCUCCGCCACGGUUGCCAACCCUGAUGAGCUUGCAGACUGGAUUGGCAGGGUGCACGGGCGCACGGAGCUCGUCACCUCACAGCACCGCCCCGUACCGCUCAAGUGGCACUUCUCCACGCGCUUCCGCAUGCUGCCCCUCCUUGACAACCGCGGCCGUGACAUCAACCC
Molecule: messenger RNA, 206 nt
Organism: Closterium sp. Yama58-4
Lineage: Eukaryota; Viridiplantae; Streptophyta; Zygnematophyceae; Desmidiales; Closteriaceae
Source: the annotation of a GenBank genome assembly